This is a messenger RNA of Volvox carteri f. nagariensis, 1541 nucleotides long. RefSeq lists its product as uncharacterized. The coding region runs from base 180 to 1361 and encodes 393 amino acids. NCBI's taxonomy places the organism in Eukaryota, Viridiplantae, Chlorophyta, Chlorophyceae, Chlamydomonadales, Volvocaceae. The record is from RefSeq and is a predicted model, not a curated record. The transcript is spliced from 7 exons.
UAUAAGUUAACCUUCUGCAACAGCCCCUUACUUUAUCACUACCCUUUGCUUCUUGUGAGCCAUCCAUCAUAAAUGAACGCAAGGUCGCGGUGACUUUUACACUCAGACCAUUCUGAUAGCAAUUAUUAUUUAGUUUGACCUUAUGAGCGUGCGGUAGUUGUCGGCUGCCUUGGGCAAUCAUGCCAUGCACAGCCAUCGACAGCUGGGCCUCGCAGGGCAUCCAUGCAAAAUGCGCAGCGGUCGCGGCAUUUGCCCGCUCACGCAAAGAGUCUCAGCCUGUCCCAUGGGUCUGGGGACAACGCGCAUCCUUUGGAUCGUACAGAAGGCGAGCACCUUGCCUAAUGAACGCAUGGAGCGCCCAUCGCCUCCGUCAGAUGCGAGCGUUUCCUGGUCCUGGAGGCGCGUCAACAGCGCACAAUAAUGACGGUUCCGGGGCCAAUACCUCGGCACCUUCCUCCUACGCCGGCGUUUCCACAACGACUACGUGGCCCUCAAACGCAGCAGGCCCACCAGCAGAUGAGGCCCCACCCUUCUGGCCGGCUUUGCAGCCCCCCUUCUCCUACAACCCGCCCCACUUACCCCUCCCCACCCCAUUCCAUUCCGCCACUCCACUCGCGCCGCUACCACGCCACCCUCGAACACCCAACCCCCCACUUCAGGCCUCCGCAGAGGAUGCCCAGUCCAACGCCGUGCCCAGCGGCCUGUCGCCCAUGUGGAAGGUAUUGCUCCUGAGUGAUGGCUCCGUAACACGUCACCUGCAACUCCUCAGCGGCUCACCUGUCGCUGUGGAGUGUCUCUCCAUGCGCAACGUGGGCUGGUCCCUGGAGGGACUGCCCCCGGGCACGGAGCUGAUACCUGGACCUAGGGUGCAGCGACAGGUCCUGCUGCGGUGUCAACCGGUGACCAGUGGCCUCGCGGACAGCAACGCCAACGAGAGCAGCAGCAGCGGCGUCGACAACAGCGCACAGAUCACCAGCAGCAACAGCAAUGACAGUGGUGGUUGUGGUGGUGAUAAUGAUGGGGGCGGUCGGGGCGCUCAGGGUCCAGCAUUGUUGCCGCUGGUUUAUGCGUCUUCUUGGUGGAAUGCGGACACUGUGGACGAGUACCUGAGGGAUAAAUCCAAGCCCAUUUGGGUGUCUCUUAGCCAGGGUCACAUCGAGCUGUACCGGGAGGUCCACGCGCUGUUCUGCGGCUGCAGUCCCCCGUUGGAGCAGCUAAUGGGCUGUGCAGGGCCCUUCUGGGGCCGCCACUACGUCUUCUGGAGUGGGGGCCGGCCGCUGACCCUCAUCUACGAGGUCUUCUCACCACGGUUGCGGCAGUACCUGGGCCCCGUGGAGGAGUCCAGCAUGGGAAGAUCAUGAUGCUGGACGUUUUGAGCUGAUUUGAUUGUAUAUGGGGGCAACUGGAGGGGCGCGGAGAAGGGGGCUUAUGCACUAUUGAGGGCAAGGUAUUGUAGGAACAGAGGAGGAAGAGCUGGCGGUGAAUGAGAAGCAGACCCCACGGUGUUUGGGUGGGGUCACUUGGUGAGGAGGGAGGGUCGG